AAAUGCAACUUUUUGAUUAUUUUUGUUGUGGCUCUAAGACAAAUUUACCCCUCACAGAUAAUCAAAUUGGCAGAGUAACCCAUCACCGGUUACCCGACUCAUCACAGAACGAUCAAACCCUUCUCUAGGUUCUCCUCCAUUCUCCUCUCCACCUGCAACGGUCACCACCACCGAAACAGCGAGGCAGAGAGAAAACAAAGGGCUAAUCUUCUGCUGCUCCUUCUGUGCCUCAGCACGUUGAGUUCUCCUUUUUCGAGUAAUCGGAUUUUUAUACUGUUCCAACCUCUUUCGCCCACAGGUUGGGGGCAAAUCGCAUCUCUGACAUUAUGGCAAGGUCACUUUCAAAUAUUCUACUGAAGGGCGUCGCAGUCUUUCCUGCGGCUCGUUCAAGUAAAAUGGUAUCUGAAUCCUUUUAUUACAAUGGAACGAGAUACUCAACUACUGUGCCACAUGAUCCUGACACACAUGAAGAUUUCAGACCAACUAGUAAGCUUGAGAGUUCAGGCCUUUCUUUGAAGGACAUUGUUGAGCAGGAUGUCAAGGACAACCCUGUGAUGAUUUACAUGAAAGGGGUGCCUGAUCUUCCUCGCUGUGGGUUCAGCUCACUGGCAGUAAGAGUAUUGAAAGCAUAUAAUGUUCCUUUGAGCGCAAGAAAUAUUUUAGAAGAUCCUGAGCUGAAAAAUGCUGUAAAAUCAUUUAGCAACUGGCCUACAUUUCCACAGAUAUUUAUUAAGGGGGAGUUCGUUGGGGGAUCUGAUAUUAUUCUUAACAUGCACCAGACUGGUGAACUAAAGGAAAAACUCAAGGAUGUCUCUACCGAGCAGGAAUAAAUCUACAUAAACCUGUUGCUGAAUUUAGAUAUAAGUGGGAAAGCUUGUUCAAAUAUUCUUUUUUGUUGUUAUUUUUUUGUUUAUUGCUAAACAAAGAUAAUAGGUGAUUAGGUGUUCCAAGCAAUCGUUGAUAGAGUUUAGCUGUUGGCGUUAUAAGCUUGUCUUGUUGACAUUUUCAAAUAGACGCAGCUUUCUUUUCAUAUGUUACCUCCCUAAGCUUUAUUGCAUGAGAAUAUCUUCUCUAAAA
This is a messenger RNA of Malania oleifera, 1077 nucleotides long. RefSeq names its product monothiol glutaredoxin-S15, mitochondrial. The record is from RefSeq and is a predicted model, not a curated record. NCBI's taxonomy places the organism in Eukaryota, Viridiplantae, Streptophyta, Magnoliopsida, Santalales, Ximeniaceae. The transcript has 7 exons. Bases 327 to 830 code for a protein of 167 amino acids.